This is a messenger RNA of Nematocida major, 729 nucleotides long. RefSeq names its product translation initiation factor 6. NCBI's taxonomy places the organism in Eukaryota, Fungi, Microsporidia. Gene Ontology annotation, biological process: cytosolic ribosome assembly; maturation of 5.8S rRNA; maturation of LSU-rRNA. The coding region runs from base 1 to 729 and encodes 242 amino acids. Gene Ontology annotation, cellular component: cytosol; nucleolus; preribosome, large subunit precursor. Gene Ontology annotation, molecular function: ribosomal large subunit binding. The record is from RefSeq and is a predicted model, not a curated record. The transcript has a single exon.
AUGAGUCAAAGAAUAAGCUUCGAAACAUCGCAGGAAAUUGGGGCGUUUGUGCGAAUGACAAACAUGUAUGCGCUGGUUGCAGCAACGGACAACACCAGCUUUGUGUCUGCGUUUGAGGAAGUUUUGGACAUUCCUGUGAUACAGACCACAAUAAACGGAAUAAAAAUGGCAGGAACCCAGACAGUUGGAAACUCAAAGGGCCUGCUGGUGUCUUCCUCCACAACCGACCAGGAGCUGCAGCACCUGAGGAACUCCCUCCCUGAAAAAAUCCGGGUUCGCCGAAUCGAGGAAAGGCUGAACGCCUUGGGAAAUGUGAUCGUGUGCAACGACAGCAGCGCGCUUGUCCAUCCAGACGUGUCUUCGGAAACUGUUGAGUUUAUUACGGAUGUGCUUAAUGUAGAUGUUUUCAAGUAUGCCAUGGCGGAGAACAGCUUGGUUGGCUCGUACGCGGCCAUGAACAACACGGCAAUGCUUGUGAGCUCCAAGGCCACGGAGGAGGAGGUCGCCGAGCUUUCAGAGCUUCUAAACCUUCGCGUGGUUCCUGGAACUGUCAACAAGGGCUCGGACGUGAUAGGAGCCGGCCUGGUGGUUAACGACUUCGCGUGUUUUGUAGGGGCAAAGACAACCAGCACAGAAAUAGUUGUGAUUGACGGACUGUUCAAGACAACGCCCACCUCCGAGCUGGGCGACGACGAAAAGAGAGCCUGGAUCGAUGCGCUCCAAAUAUAA